UAACACCAAGCUACUUUGACUUCCACCCCUUUCCCAACCUGUCACCCGUUUGCCUCUCCUUGCGGUCUCACUCUCUCUCCUCACCUCAACUCGCCCUCUGUCACUUUGAGCAGAACCAAACACACAAAAACCAGGUCAGCAAACAGCUCAAGCCGCCUUUCUGCCUUUUGCUGUCAACUUCCACUCAUGUGCCAGAGACACUCCUAAAAACUCUUAUCAAAGAACUGUUCCUGCCUUGAUCAGUAACUGUCAGAGGUAUAUAUAUAUAUAUACAUAUACAUUUUUUUUCUGUUCCUGCUGCUGUUUUUUUUUUUUUUCUAAAUUGAUCUUUAUAUUUGCUUAUGUGUUGGCCCUUUCCACUUGUCAGAUACACCUGUAGGGGAUUCCUACCCUUCCCCCAUUUGAAUUUCUUAACCAUCACAAAUUGACAAUACACAACUAAUUUCUUCUGUUUCUAUCCCUGCAAAACUAAAAAUCAACUCAACGACUAAACAGAAGCAGGAUAUUCAGCUGGGGUUGCUCUCUGUUUCAAACAAAAUGUGGUCAACUUUUUUUGUGACGGAUGAGGAGGGCCGCACUGUGGUCCCUGGAACAGCAGGAGCAGGUGGAAUGGUUGCACCAGGAGGACCACCACAAGGUGCAGGGGGCCUGGCCAGUUUAAUGGGCGGACGCAGCACCUUUGGUGGGAACAAGCGCCGCAGGACAACGUCAGCUGGGCAUGCCAUAAGUGAAGCUCAGGAGGGUAAGAUCAAGCUGGCCUUCUUUGUGGCCAUAGUGGGUGUCAUCCUAACAGUACUUGGAGUCGGGACAGAGUUCUGGGUGGAACUGGCACCGCCGAAGAAUUUUUAUAACAAUCAGACUUGCCUGACAGCUCACUAUGGUCUGUGGAAGGGGUGCACCAAGACCCUGUGGGUGGCUGAUAUCGACCCAGAACGUGAAAGCUGUGGACCUGCAGAGCUGCCUGGAGAAUCCAACUGCACCUCCUUCAAAUUUUUCACCACAGGGGAAAAUACUGUCAUGUUUCAGAAGACAACAGAGAAGAAUUUGAAUGUGGCUGCAGCAAUGUUGGCCCUGUUUAGCCUUUUCCUGAUGUUGAUGGGGGCCAUCUGCAUCACCAUGUCUCUCAGUAAAGAGAUCCUGUUCUUCCUGAAGCCAGCAUCUAUAUGCUUUAUUCUGUCAGGUGUUCUGGUGCUCCUGUCUCUCAUGGUUUUCCACCAGUCUGUCCUAUCUUUUUUGGCCAGUGACCACACUAUUCCUCUCCACCAUGAGCUCUCCUGGUCUGUGUCAUGUAUCGGCUGUGCAGGCGCUGUUCUGAUUGUGGGUGGAAUCCUCUUCCUGCUGCUGGCGCUGCCCUGUAGCCCUUGGCAGAGGUGUCUCCCUCAUAAGGAAGGCAGCAGUUAGUGGGUUUGAGGUGAUGACUUGUGCACUUUAUCUGCCCCAGUUGAAAGGAAGGAGGGGGUGGGGAGGUGAGGUGAGGUGAGGAUGUUUCCCUGACAUAUCUAAGUGAAAGAUCACCAUAUAGGAAUUUGAAACAGUGGAGAUUUACUGAGAUAUUUAGUAUUUAUGAAAAUAUGGCAGACACUGAUGUAUUUUCAUUUAAAAUAUUCUAAUUCUAUGGGAUUUUGUAUAAAUUUCACAAAUAUAGAUGCACCAAUAAACCUUUUACUGUCUGAUACUAAUAUUAUUUCUUUUUAGAUCUAACCUGCUAAUUAAAUCUUUCUUACUAUGAAAUACAACACAUACAAACUCAUUUGUGUAAGGUAAUCAAUUAAACUUACAGGUCAGACUUUGGUUUAGAUCAAUCAAACUUAAAAUAAAUAAAUGUUCCUUGCCCUCUUUAAAGCAAAAUGCCAUAGUAAUAUUUCAAUGGUAAUCAUUGUUUAACUGGAUGAAACAUACCUUUACAAACCCACCUAAAGAAAUUCCAUAUUCUGUGUAGAUAACUUUGAGACAUCACAGAAUGCCCUAGUUUACAGAUUCACCCAGUUCACCCAAAAUGCCACUAUUUGUAUUCUUAUUUGGUUUUAUUCGACCUCUAUAUAGCUGCAACAAAACUCUUUAGAAUAUUGCAUAGUUUUCCAGAUAAAAUGGCGGCAAAAAACAUGGGAAAGUAAUUUGUGAAGAGAAACAGAGAGGAUGAACUGCUGCAUCAUCCACCAUGGCUUCCAACAAUAAAACAACAGCUCCAGUGAAACUAGUUAGCUCCACAACGCCUGCAUGUUAAAUAUGAUCCUCUGUGGUGAACGAACAAAUAUCCACUUAAGAUCCAGCAACCAUUUCUUUUAAGCACAAAUAGAAAAAUAUAGGUGCCUCACUCUGUUUACUCACUAUGUAGAGUGCUUGGUAUUUUAUAUUGGAUUUGUUUAGUAUUUCUGAGACUGCUGUUUUCACUAGUAGAGGCAAUAUUAACACAAUAUGGCAUUUAUGAGUGGCAAACAUGCAGAAUAAGCAAUUAAACAAAGAACUUAAAAUAAGAAUAUAAAUACCAGGUUCUUAAGAGGAUUUUUAUGAAUGCUACUGUUUGCUUCAGCCUUGACAUCUUCAUUUCCAUCAGUCAUAGCUUGUGCAUUAUCAGAGUUAAAUUCUUCCCCAAACAUGUAAGGUUUAACCCUUUGCAGCUGCAACAAUCUCCAUCUGUUUAAUCUGCAUCAUGUUUAUACCCAUCUAAGUGAUGUCCCUUCAGGAAAGAUCUUUCAGACUAGAUGAAAAUGCUUCAGAAUCCACAUUUGCAAUCUAUCAAAAGUCCUUUGUUAAAGCUAGAUUUUACUAAAGCCAAUAGAUCACAUUAAAACUCACUCUUUUUGUUGACCCCAGUUGUUUGUUACAACCCUUGCCAUCUAAUUUUAAUCCUUAUGACCCACUGUCACAAUAGAUCACCUGGAUCUUUACUCUUUGGAAAUAAACAUUUUGAUUUAUGUUUUUUGUUUAUUUAUCGUACAGUUAUUGAAAAGGAAAUGUUCCUCUGGCCAAUUGUAUUACAUGUUAUUUCUCAAAAUAAAUCAGGGUUGUGAUCAAGGGGAAAAAGACAGAUAUUGAUCAAUGGCAGAUUGAUUGGUGCAUCACUCGUCAUUAAUCUUUUGUGUAUAAAUAUAUCAUUGGAAAUAACAUUCUGUCACUAAAAAAGAUAAUUGGCUAAUAGCACAAGUAGCAUAAUAAUUUGAAAUGCAUUGUUAGUUUUGCAUAGAAUAUGGGGAUCUUUAUGACUAGAUUUGCAUGGGAAAAAUAUCUAUAACGUCUUACUUAUAAACCUACAAAGUUUGGAGGGAAUGCACUGUUGGUUCAAUUGACAAUAAAUGGUUUCUGGAACUUUA
Molecule: messenger RNA, 3311 nt
Organism: Girardinichthys multiradiatus
Lineage: Eukaryota; Metazoa; Chordata; Actinopteri; Cyprinodontiformes; Goodeidae
Product: voltage-dependent calcium channel gamma-6 subunit-like
Exons: 8
Coding region: 538-1401 (287 amino acids)
Biological process (GO): regulation of calcium ion transmembrane transport via high voltage-gated calcium channel
Cellular component (GO): L-type voltage-gated calcium channel complex; membrane
Molecular function (GO): calcium channel regulator activity
Source: RefSeq, a predicted model, not a curated record